AUUUGUGUCAACAGACUUGUAAUGUGCUUCUACACUUUGCCUCUGCUAACGUUUAUACACACUACCUUGUCGAAUCGCAGGACCUUUACAAAACGGAUCAACUUGCCGGCAAACUUCUUCCUUGUUUGUCCUUUUUAACUGUGGACCCUGAGAAAAGCAUUCGAGAUGAUGCAUUUCAAUCCAUAUACACGGUGUUGGACCAUUUGAAAAAGACUUGUAAUGUGCUUCUACACUUUGCCUCUGCUAACGUUUAUACACACUACCUUGUCGAAUCGCAGGACCUUUACAAAACGGAUCAACUUGCCGGCAAACUUCUUCCUUGUUUGUCCUUUUUAACUGUGGACCCUGAGAAAAGCAUUCGAGAUGAUGCAUUUCAAUCCAUAUACACGGUGUUGGACCAUUUGAAAAAGCACUGUUCACAAGCACAGGAGUUGGUUGGAAAAUUCGGACAGGGGCAAAGAAUGCCCGAUCGGGCUCAGUCGCGUGAUCUCGACUACCCGUUUGGGGGCGUGCAGAAGAUCAUUGUGCUUGGCAAAAUGU
Messenger RNA from Opisthorchis viverrini, 540 nucleotides. RefSeq lists its product as hypothetical. The annotation marks the transcript as partial. The record is from RefSeq and is a predicted model, not a curated record. The transcript has 3 exons. Lineage: Eukaryota; Metazoa; Platyhelminthes; Trematoda; Opisthorchiida; Opisthorchiidae.